GAAUGCUGUCUUGUCUUCAUGUUUGUGCUGUGUGUCUCUUCUGUCUUUGUUGGGUCUGUUCAGUCCGUGAGCGUCUUGAUUAGUGUCUGACUAACGCUCCAUCUCAUAAAUACUUGUACACAUCAGUAAUUUUAUGUAUCAGAGCAGUUGUUGGCAUCAUAUGCAUGAGUAGGACUGGCAGUGUGCAUAGCUUCAUAGACAUGGGGGAGUUAGUAUGCAGCAGUUCCAGCUAAUAAUAAACACAGGGCUGUGUUUUACAAGGGUGGAUUAAUGCUGAAGCAUAUUGUUAGAGAGUUGCUGUAAGUGUUAGAAGUUUUAACUGUGUGUCCGGCUUUUGUUCCAGGAAUCAGUAUGUACACAUAGCGGAUAAACAUUGGCCCUGAUUGGUUUUGUUUGUUUCAUUUUGUUUUGGAGUCUGCCUUGGAAACUGCAUUUUAUUAAAUAAAACUGGAUGGCAUACAAAAGAUAAAGCAAAGGUGCUUCAGGAUUUUUUGCAAAACUCAGGCUACAGGGGGGAACUGUAAACAUCCUGAGCAACAGCUCUGAGGAUUCCAAAGACCACAGUAAUCAUUGUAAAACUGUGUAAAAGUGGAUCAGGAGGAAGAGUUUUAAAAUAAUGGCGUAUCUGAAACUGAUCAAGUUCUCAUCACAGUUUGGACUCCUAUCUGAGAUGAAUGUAAGAUUCAUUCUUAGAGUCACUUCUGAAUUUAGGACGGUUCCAUCAGGGUACUUUUGGACCAAAACACCUGUGGUGUCUGAGGAUUCUUUUGUUUCUUAAAUUGAACUGGUUUUAUUUGCCAACUAGUGAUGCCUUCAUGGAAAAAAUAAUGUUUCCCUGUAAUGAAUUUGAAAUGGCCCCUGUGAUUUUUUACUCCUAAGCAGUCGGCAUGCUUUGGAGCUCUGUUUAAGGAUGGAUGUGGUUGCCUUGCAUUGCGUACUUCUGCCCACGGCCUGUGCAGCAUUGCUGUAAAGUCAGUCUGCUCCACAUGUGAAGGGUGGGAAUGUCUGCUGGGUCACUUCUGUGCUGUGGAGGCCAGGUUUUUAAAGAAGAUUUCUGUCUUUGUCAUCUCAUGGGUCAAGAUUUCCCCCUUUGCUUUGAUGUAUGGCAAUAGCUCUGAUUUUGUUGUUUUUUUUUUCUCGUGUUUUACAGUGGUUUGAAUUUUAUUGACUUGAUGGUGCGACAGGGGAAUAUUGACAACCCCCCUAAGACGCCACUUGUUCCUGGCUUUGAGUGCUCUGGAAUCGUAGAAGCUCUUGGAGAUAGUGUGAAAGGAUUUGAGAUUGGAGACAGAAUCAUGGCUUUUGUAAACUACAACGCGUGGGCUGAAGUUGUUUGUACCCCGGCAGAAUUCGUCUACAAGAUCCCAGAUGACAUGAGUUUUUCUGAAGCUGCUGCAUUUCCCAUGAACUUUGUAACUGCUUACAUGAUGCUCUUUGAAGUUGCUAACCUAAGAGAGGGCAUGUCUGUGCUGGUUCACUCUGCAGGAGGUGGGGUGGUAAGUUGGAGCUUCUCUUAAUUUCCUGUCAAGUCAAUGAAAUAAGCCAGAUGCUGCGGUUCGAUUUGAAAUCAGUCUUUCUUAUGUGAGGGAUUGUGGUGCAGGAGCUACAUGAGACAAUGAUGCAGGCUUUUGGUGAAAUAAAAAUGCUCUGACAAUCAACUCUACCCCAAAAAGCACCGAAAGCCUGUAUGAGGUACUCAGAAAUGAACAAGUAAGUGUUACCUCAGACUUUGUAUCCCUGCCUUUCUGCACUUCGUACUUGUUCAUAGCGAAAGAAGGCUGUAAUGAAAGGAUUAAAUGAAUCAGCUCCCUGCAUAAGGUCCUCAUGGUAACUGUAAUUCUCCUUGCAGAAAAUGGCCCUACUGGAAUAUUCCUACAGAUACUGUGUGCAGGUGUGAUGUUUCUUUGUGGAAGGCAGUAUACUUUUUUCCUCUGUUGGGAUUGAGAACAGUGGAAAACAUUAUUGUGCCAAAUCUGAGGAAAAUGUCGUACAAAUGCAGAAUUUGAGUCAGAGGUGGCUGCUGCGUGCCAUGAUUUGGGUUGUCAGUAAAGAGGCGUUGCACUGCAUAGGCAAGGCAAUGGCUGAAUGGAUUGGGUGGAACACCAGGGCACACAGUGACAUGAGAAGCCCACACUUGGUGUUAUCAAUUGCUUGAAAUAUCUUUAUCUCUCUUGAAUAAAAUAUUAAGGUACCUACAAGGAAAUAUGUUUAUGUUGGAAAU
This is a messenger RNA of Meleagris gallopavo (turkey), 2221 nucleotides long. NCBI's taxonomy places the organism in Eukaryota, Metazoa, Chordata, Aves, Galliformes, Phasianidae. The record is from RefSeq and is a predicted model, not a curated record.